AAUUUAAUUGCACGUGUGUUUCUAAUUAUUGCGAUUUUCUAUUACUAUUGAAUUAUUUACUGAUUUAAAAAAUUGCAAUGCCUCCAAUUCGAAAAAAUAAAUCCGACAGUUCUAGUAGAAGAGAGAAACAGACUCUGGAGUCGAGUGGCGUAGUUUCAGGACAAUUAGAUAAAAGGUUGAAGCAACAGCAACAAAAAAAUAAUGAUAAACGAGGGAUUGUAUUUAUUAAGCACUUACCACAUGGAUUUUUCGAAGAACAAUUGAAGAAUUAUUUUGAGCAAUUUGGUAAGGUGACACGUUUGCGACUUGGCCGUUCCCGGCGUACUGGUACCAGCAAAGGCUUUGCAUUUGUAGAAUUUGAAUACCCUGAAGUUGCAGAGGUGGCGGCUGAGACAAUGGAUAAUUAUCUCAUGUUUAAAAAAGUUGUUAAGGCUGCGUAUAUUCCUCCAGAGAAACAACUUUAUAACUAUUUCAAAACAUCAUUACGUAGAGUAAAGAAUAAGGCUGGCAAAGAAAUUUAUGUAUCUCACAAGACGGCAGCAAUACAGCGCAAAGUGAAGCAAAUGAACAACUGGUCGAACAAGAGUUAUCAAAAACGUGCCUUGAAAAAAUUAGAAAAAGUAGAAAAGCUAAAUCAGAAAUAUGCCCAUUUAGGUAUUGACUUUUCGAAAGUUCUCAUUGAACCCAAUAAAAUAGAACACAAAACUGAAGAAGUGAACGAUGCAAAUGAAAAUAAAUUGAAAAGUGGCAGUUUGGAUAAAAGUAAAAAUUCAAAAACACUUAAUAAAACCAUAGAACUCCAGGACCUAUUAGGUAAUACAUUGAAUGAUGAUUCCGCAGAUGAGGACUAUGUUGUGCAGUCCCAAAGUGAUGAAGAAAGUCCAGACAUUGAUAGCGAACAGUCUGAUUCAAGCACCGAUGAGGAGACAUAUGGAUUUGCCAGAAGUUCCGACAGUGAAGAAAGUGAUAGAGAGGAAAAAGCUAAGCAAAGGAGUAUUCCCUUGGGCAAGUCUUUUAAAGCGGCGAAAGUAGAUAAUUUCGAAAAACUAAUUAAGCGAAAACCACAAACUGGUGGUAUACAGAAGGCUAAGAAAAUAGUUAAGCCCCCAAUUGUAAAGAAAACUUCAAAGAGUAUCUUACAAUUAACGGCAGCGAAGGAAAUCGUAAAAGCUGUGCCAACCAAGAAAGGAAAAUCGGCGGUGUUAAAAACUAAAUCGUCUAAAUUACAAAAGAUUAGGAAAUAGAUUGUUUUUAUCGUAUAUAU
Bactrocera tryoni is the source of this 1264-nucleotide messenger RNA. Its product is annotated as MKI67 FHA domain-interacting nucleolar phosphoprotein. Gene Ontology annotation, molecular function: RNA binding. Lineage: Eukaryota; Metazoa; Arthropoda; Insecta; Diptera; Tephritidae. Gene Ontology annotation, biological process: maturation of LSU-rRNA from tricistronic rRNA transcript (SSU-rRNA, 5.8S rRNA, LSU-rRNA). The transcript is spliced from 3 exons. The coding region runs from base 78 to 1244 and encodes 388 amino acids. Gene Ontology annotation, cellular component: nucleolus. The record is from RefSeq and is a predicted model, not a curated record.